Molecule: messenger RNA, 2321 nt
Organism: Malaclemys terrapin pileata
Lineage: Eukaryota; Metazoa; Chordata; Testudines; Emydidae
Gene: SPOCK2
Product: SPARC (osteonectin), cwcv and kazal like domains proteoglycan 2
Exons: 10
Coding region: 814-2061 (415 amino acids)
Molecular function (GO): protein binding; calcium ion binding
Source: RefSeq, a predicted model, not a curated record
UCGCUCUUCACGUUCCUGUUCGGCAGCCACUUUGCACGUUCCAAAGACCGCCAGCUCCCUACACAGGAAGCGGCGAGCCUCGUUGUUCUCCCGGGGGCAAAGCGCCGGGCUCGCCUCUUGCAGCCUCAGGCCCUUUCCCUACAGCAUCCAGGCACCACGGCGGGCCGAGAGGGAGGUGCCGUGGAAAUCCGUGCAUCAGCUCGGCUUGCUGCGGCCGGGCCGGCUCUGCUCCUGCGGGUCUGAGGCCGCGGCGCGAGGGGAGGGGCCCGCGCGCUGUCAGCACCACGCCCCCAACCCCGCGGCUCUUCCCAGGACCCAGCCUAGGGUUACGGGCCAGGCACUGAACACGGUUCGCUGGGCUAGCGGGAGCCGCAGCCCGUCUGCGCCCUGGGUUGCAGUUCACGUGAGCUGGAUGUGCUUCCCCAGGGCCUUUGUCGUGAGCCGCUCGCGGGGCUCGCACUGCCCUGUGCCCUGCAUCCUCCUCCCUUGCGAGCGGGGCUAGUGACCGCGUUGUCUCUGGUCUCGAGACUCACUUUGAAAUCCUAUCCCGUCGUUUCUGGGUGGGUUCCUGUUUAACAGGUAUGAUGUCAAGUGUGAUGCUGAUGCUACAGUGACUAAGCCAGCCUCUUUUGGCGCAGACUCUGUCAUCCUAUCUGUGCUCCUAGCUCGGGGUUUCAGAGUAGGGCAUCUCAUAAUCAGGUCACAUUCCACUGAGGAUCCACCAUCCAUCUCUCCCUAAAUCGCGAGACCAGAGAGGGAAGAAGACAAAUAAUUGCUUUGCAAGAGGUGGAGAAAAAAAGACCAAGAUCAGAGAUGAGAGCCCCAGGCUGUUGUCUGGUGCUACUGUUGCUGUUGGCUGUCGCCUUGGCGGAAGGGGACAGCAAAGGGGGUAAAGACGGAGACCAUCCAGGCAAUUUUAUGGAGGACGAGCAAUGGCUGUCUUCCAUUUCUCAAUACAGCGGCAAGAUCAAACACUGGAACCGCUUCCGAGACGAUGACUAUAUCAAGAGCUGGGAAGAUAAUCAGCCAGUUGAUGAAGCUUUGGACACAACCAAGGACCCCUGCCAGAAAGUGAAGUGUAGCCGGCACAAAGUUUGCAUUGCCCAGGGCUACCAGAGGGCUAUGUGUAUUAGCCGCAAAAAGUUAGAGCACAGAAUCAAGCAGCCUGCCCUGAAACACCAUGGAAACAAAGAAAGCUUUUGCAAACCAUGUCACAUGACCCAGCUCACAUCUGUCUGCGGCUCUGAUGGACACACUUACAGCUCUGUGUGCAAACUGGAGCAGCAAGCCUGCCUGACCAGCAAGCAGCUGGCGGUGAAGUGUGAGGGCCAGUGCCCCUGCCCGACCGAGCAUGGCCCCACCUCAACCACAGAUGUCAAACAAGAGACUUGUACCGGGCAGGACUUAGCAGACCUGGGAGACCGUCUGCGGGACUGGUUCCAGCUCCUACGUGAGAACUCCAAGCAGAACAAUUCUGGAAACCCAGGGGCCAAUCCAGUGAAUGUGCUGGACAAGAGCCUGGUGGCCAGUUGCAAGGAUUCCAUUGGCUGGAUGUUUUCCAAGCUGGACACAAACAAUGACCUUUUCCUGGACCAGACAGAGCUCGCAGCUAUCAACCUAGACAAGUAUGAGAUUUGCAUCCGGCCCUUCUUCAACUCCUGUGACACCUAUAAGGACGGCCACGUCUCCACUGCCGAAUGGUGCUUCUGCUUCUGGAGAGAAAAGCCCCCCUGUCUCGUGGAGCUGGAAAGGAUCCAGAUCCAAGAAGCAGCAAAAAAGAAACCUGGUGUUUUCAUUCCAAGCUGCGACGAAGAUGGAUACUACAGGAAGAUGCAGUGUGACCAGAGCAGUGGGGAGUGCUGGUGUGUUGACCAGCUUGGCAUGGAGCUGACGGGAACACGGAUACGUGGAAACCCGGACUGUGAUGACAUAGUUGGGUUCUCGGGGGAUUUUGGGAGUGGCGUUGGAUGGGAGGAUGAGGAAGAGAAAGAGACUGAGGAAGCUGGAGAAGAGGCUGAAGAAGAAGAGGGAGAGGCAGACGAUGGAGGCUACAUAUGGUAGAAGCGGAGAAGAGCACAGUUUGGUCGGGAUGCUGGCAGCAAGGCGUGACAGCAGUCAAACUCGAAGGAGAUGAGCAGCUUAAUGAGAUGAUCAGGAAACACAGUUGAAUGUAACUUACUAUGUAGAAAAAGUGUGUGCGCAUGUAUGUAUGUGUGGAUGCUUGGAGUGCUAUUUACAAUGCCCCAGGGACACCCUGCAUUCUCCCAAUAUAGCUGAAAGCACCACUGUAGCAAAGCAAAAGUAAAAAGCAGUCUGCAGUG